This is a messenger RNA of Daphnia pulicaria, 4775 nucleotides long. RefSeq lists its product as uncharacterized. The transcript has 5 exons. The coding region runs from base 108 to 4505 and encodes 1465 amino acids. Lineage: Eukaryota; Metazoa; Arthropoda; Branchiopoda; Diplostraca; Daphniidae. The record is from RefSeq and is a predicted model, not a curated record.
CCUCUGUUUCACAUUUCAGCACGAUGGUAGACUGUUAGAAAAAAUAGUUUUUAUUUUGUUGGUAAACAUUAAUUGCGCAUAAUUCUCAGUCAAUAACAAAAAAAAAUAUGGCUGCUUCAAAUGAAGAGUGCUGCUUUGUUAAUAAGAAGCUAUUAACAAAAGCUGUGAAUUUUGAAAACCAAGGUAGUUUGGUUGAUUUUGCUUGUGGAAAGCAAUUGUCAGCGGAACAAUUCACUUUGAACAUUAUAGCUAUCAAAGAACUUGACAAUAAAAACGUCAAGAUACCAGUUUCUUAUAAGAAUAUCGUGAGGCUGAAAGAGGUUGCCAAUAAAUCAACAGCUGGCAGUGCGAGAUACAACAGACAUGUUGAUCCUUCUGAAAGACACGAGUGGGAGAUCAGUGCAUCAGAAAUAUGUGAUUCAACCUAUGAAGGCCUCGGUUUAUCAUCCUUGAUCAGCUGCUUCUUUCGACUGCCCACUAAACUGAUGAAUGUCAAAGCACAGCUUCAAAAACUUGUGCUUUACAAACAUGGUGGUCAAUCGUGCAACAAAAUCAUAAACCCUGGUUGCUGUGGUGUUGAUGGUAAAUUUGGUACUGCGAUCCUUCAAGUGCCAGUUGAAGGAGGGCACCAAGGUGGGUGUUUGAGUGUCGAAUAUAAAGGAAGAAAUCAAGCCUUUGAAAACCAUGCAAGCAGUGACCGAAACUUUUACAUCACUACCUUUUUCGACUGUUGCGAAUAUUUUACUGAACCCUUAACGCAAGGAUACCAAUUAACCCUAGUUUUUGAUCUCAUUUGGACGAAUGCCAAGAUCAGAAUUCCCCAGGAUUUUCCGGUGUUUCUUACCUCUCUGAAACAAGUUAAAGAAGUACUUAAACCGUGGUUGAUUCAAGUCAAGCAGGAAAACUCCCUGGAUUCGGAAGAAAGCGAACUAGAAGACUCCGAGUCUGAAGAGAUCGAACUUUCUGCUCAUAACACACAGCACGAUUACCUGUACUCCGAGAAGGAAUUGAAAGAAAAUAUUUUGUUCUUCGUUCUACACGACAAAUACGAUAUUGAAAAUUUUGCAUUUGAAUUCCUUUGCAGUCAAGAUAGAAAAGCGGCCGAACUAUUCAAAAGCUGCGGUUUCCUCGAUAUUCACCUCGCGAUGGCCACACAUUCAAUUCAACAAAUUGACGACAAAGAUUCCGUCGACUUUAAUUCAGUUGAAAAAUUGCGUUGGAUAGAUUCUGAUGAUGUGGUUAGAAACUUGAGCAUCGAAUUGAAUUCGAACCAGCAUUUUGUUGGACGGAUUGAAGAUCGUUUUUCAUCGAGUAGGACCAAAUUGGAUCAAGAUAAGAAAAUGGAAAAUCGAGGAGGAAACACUGAGCAUCACGGAGUACUAGUAAUUUGGCCCAAACAUCAUUCUUUCCAGAUGUACUGCCGAUAUGGUCUUCAGUCACUUCUCAUCCGGAUGAGCAAAUCAUUGGUGUUAGCGCCCAACUGGAAGGAAGAAAGGCGACAACAAGCCAAAAACGAAUUACGGCAGCUUAUUUCGUUUUGUUGCGCCGAACCUGAAAAAGUCUGGACGUUGGCUGGAAUGGAAAAUGGUGAACUGACGUUAAGAUUGUUCCGUUUCUGCAUCACCUUGAAGGCUCGUGAAGAGGGCAUCGAUCUCUUGAAACUGGUCUGCUCCAAUUUUUAUGAAGAGUCCUGGCACGGCAUUGAGAAGUUUGAAGGAAUUCAAACCGAGGAAGUUGCUCAGACAAUUGCGGAAUUCGUGUGUGCCGAUUUUGUGCGCCAAGUCAGUGAUUGGGACGAUGUCGCUGAAUUAAUUAAGCGAAUUAUCUCUUCGAGCCGGAUCAUUGCCAAACAGUUAAUCCCGAUUGUCAAGCUGGGAAAAUGUUUUCUUGAUCUCAAUUUCAAGGAAGGAGCUAUCAUGAUUGGAGAGGCUGUAUCUUCCUCAUUCACUAAUAUCGACUUGCUUAAAGCUUCACAAUCAAAGCAGUCCCAUGUAGAAUCCUAUAUGGACAUGAUUGUGGCGUUGGAGAUGAAUCCUGAAACCGCCAGCAGAGAGAGAAUCGCCUCAUUUUUUCUAUUCUUUUCCAAGCUCCAGUUAACAAUGCAGUGUCGAUUUGUGCUCGAUUUUGAAACCAGAUUCUGCUCACAUUAUUCGAAGAAGCACCCGUCCUGUCAAUUCAUUCUACAUGGUUUAUGCCAGAAGAUUUUGGCGAUUACUUGCAACAUUUACGCGCCGUCCGUCAAGUGUUUCGCCGUGGACUUGGUGAGCUGUUUUCUUCGUCUUGGAAAUGCCCAGUGGCUUGAAACUUUCAUCUCUAAUGUGUGCCGAGAGCCGACUGUAUCGGAAAGUCAAACAUUUAUCCUGAUGAAGAAGGAUUUGAUCGAAAAACUGAUUACUUCGCCCGUCAUCUAUCAGUUGGCUACCACUUCUGAAGUGGGCCAGUCCGUCAUGAUUCCUCUCAUCUGCAGAUCAUUUUUACCUCUUGUGGAGGACAAGUCAACUGCCAUGCCACGCCGACAAGUGAUCCUGGAAAUGGUGAGAUGGCUCCUACAGGCAGGCGACGAGUCCCAAACGCAUACGCUUCUUCAACACGUCUGUGUUAAUGAAAUAUCCGGAAGCUGGGCCCACCAGGAAAAACAGAAGCUAUUUCGAAUGCUCAUGUCAACGUCUGACAUAUGGGUGAAUUUGAAUUCCAGUUCCAAGUUGAUGGUAUUGAAAACUUGUAGCGAUCUCGUUUUGUUGGGGAUCUCGGAAGUUAAACAACUAUUGAACUCUAGCGACCUUUCAAACAGCAGUACGUCUCUGCUCGUCGACUGUGUCCAAUUCUUCAUCGACGUCGAAAAAAAUCAUUUCUCUGAUGCAGAGAAUAAUCGAUUGAUUACUUCUCGAGUUCUACAGCAGCUGAUGAAAAAGAUAUCGACCCCACAACUAGUGGAACUUGUUUUUAAUCUUGGCUUAUCUGCACUUUCUGACAUCAAGCAAUUACCUCUCUGCAUUGACUGGUAUCGUAAUGCCUGUCAACUCUUUAGCAAGCAAGACUUUGUCCAUUUGGUUAACUCCGUGGGAGAUGGAGUAAUAAAGAAGAUUUUUGAUUGCCUUUUGUGGCUGAACGACGAACUUUGCUGGGAAAGCUUUAAAGUUCAAAUUUGUAAAUCUUUUCCUUCCGAGGAAGGAAAUCUCUUUGUGCAGUUUGUAGUCAGCAAUGAAGCCCUUCAAGAAACUCUUGUGGAAGCCCCUCUUGGUCUAACCGUUUUUAAUCGCAUCUUGGAUCACUGGAUAGAAGAGUCAAGUCCGACAAAGAAUCCACCAGCUGUCGACUGGAGUAUGCCCCAAGCUUCAUUUCCUGCCUAUCCCGAAGUAGAAACAUUUCUUCGUUCGUCGGAAGAAAGUAUGAUCUAUUCAAAAUUUCGUGGCAUCAAUGAAGCUCGUCAGUUUGGCAAAUUACUCGACAAUCAAUCAGGACCAAGAAAUGGAUUCAGCGUUCAUUCAUCCUUUGGCGGAAUUGGAAAAAAGGCAUUUUGCAAAAUAGAGAAGAACAAUAGUGAUUGUGAAAUAGUCUUGAAAUCAUUUCAUGCCAGACAAUCGGAGCUAUGGCAAGUGGAAAAGUUGCGCAUUGACUUACAAGAACGCGUCAAAUCAAUCAGCAGUCAGACAGAAAGACAACUAACCAGGCUACAAGUGCCGGUUGAUUUCAGUUUAGCUGUUUUACCGACGAUGCCUACUGCACCCAUCACAGAAAUCCUGCCCAUGAAUAUGCAAAACGAGAUGGACAUUCCGAAUAAUAUCAAGGAUGGACACAUGCUGGUUUCCGUCGAUGGCUUACACCAGAUAAUUAGCUCAGACUCCACCCAUUCAGUAGGCCUCAUGUCACCAUUUUCCAAUUUCGGUGGCGGAUCCGAAACUGUUCCUGCUCGAACGCUUCCGAUUCUAGAUGACGAGCCUUCGUCGUUUCAAUUUGAUGUUGUCGGCACGAAUGAUGGGCCAGUGAUGACAGAAGUAUCCACACCCAAAAAGUUGAGAAGAAGCCGACGACACUCUUCAAAUCCCACAGAAACUCCAUCACCGCCUCAACGCCACCGUUCAUUUCAAUGUCAGAAAUGUGGACGUACCUUUUACGAUGGCAGUCGGUUAAAAAGUCAUCUGCGUAUUCAUUCCGGGGAGCCCCCAUUCGAGUGUGGGUUUUGCUUCAAAUUCUUCACAGAAAAGUACCGACUCGAUCGCCAUCAGCUAAUUCACUCAGGUACAAGAGCUUUUAGAUGUGAAGAAUGUGGACAGACUUUUGUCACCAGAGACAAAUUAAAUCGCCAUCAGCUAAUUCACUCAGGUACAAGAGCUUUUAGAUGUGAAGAAUGUGAACAGGCUUUUGUCACCAGAGACAAAUUAAAUCGCCACCUCGUAAUUCACACCGGAGAACGACUAGAUUGUGAUCAAUGCGAUAAGACCUUUACUCGGAGAGACAAGCUCUCUAGACAUCGAUUAACGGUUCACUUUCAUAAGGCUAGCUAAUCAUGAUUUAAUUAUCGUUUGUAUUUCAACUCAUCAAAAGGCCUUGAAUCAGUCAACUGGUACACAAUUCGCUGAAUGAAGUAACGCUCUUUUAUGUGAUAUAUUGCCCUAAAUGCUGUCCCAUUAAAAUUAUUCCCAUCCUUUAUUGGUUGACGAUCUCAGGUACCUUUAAAAUAAGUUUAACUGGCAUAAGUGACCUUCCCUAUGCAUGCAGCCUUUAAAAAAAUAAUACUCUGUACUUAAUUGGAUUAUGCAUGUAAUCAGUGAAAU